Molecule: messenger RNA, 3500 nt
Organism: Daphnia magna
Lineage: Eukaryota; Metazoa; Arthropoda; Branchiopoda; Diplostraca; Daphniidae
Product: transcriptional regulator ATRX homolog
Exons: 12
Coding region: 162-2903 (913 amino acids)
Cellular component (GO): nucleus
Molecular function (GO): ATP binding; ATP-dependent chromatin remodeler activity; ATP hydrolysis activity
Source: RefSeq, a predicted model, not a curated record
UGUGUCAGGAAUAUCAGUUAUAAUCGGUGGUUGAAAUUGAAAUCGGCCCAGUGAUCAGUCGCGUGCAUAUCGUUUAGACUUUUUGAAGCUUUAUAAAUUCGGCAUUAAAUACAACCGUUAGAGUUAAAAACAUUAUAACACAUGCUACAAGCUUCCAAAAAAUGAACUCGUUUGUUACAGGUUCUGAUAUUGCAACAGGCAGUGGACAUCAGCAGCCAUCGAAGAGAAAGCUUUCCCCUGUAAAAGAAGUUAAAAAAACUAUAAUGCAUAAACCAGUUAUCAAUGGUAGCCCAGUUGCCAAGAAAAGAUUUGCUCCAACCAUCCCACCAACUCGUGCUAAGAAAACAUCUGAUUCCUCAUCAUUGAAGGAAAAGAAACCAAUUCAACCGUACGAGGGAAUUCCUAGAAGGGAAGGUCAUGGAAGGGGGACUAAUAAUGGAAAGAAUAAUUUGAGGCAGCCCCAUCAGAGACAGCCAGUAAACCAUGGCAACAGACCAGUUGCACAAUAUCAAAAACCAGUACUUGUUCAGAUGGAAGGAAGUCUAUUUGGCCAAGGGGUGACAAUGGAAAAGGAAAAGCAUGCAUCCAAACUACAAAAUCAAGCUACCCUAGACCCUGUUCUGAAUGCACUCAGUGCAGUUGACAGAUUUGAGGAUUUAAAAAAUAGUAAUUUAUCAACCCGACUGCUAAAAAGCCAACUACUGAUACCACAAUCUAGCUCAGCUGAUUCCAAAAGUCCAGAAUCACAGCUGGAGAGUAAUCAACUGAUUUUGAAGAGAGACAGUCAAAUUCACAAUGAAGACCAGGUGGUGGUGAAUCAGAAGUUGUCAGAAAAACUGAAAUUCCACCAAGUAGAAGGUGUAAAGUUUAUGUGGAAUGCAUGUUUCAGAACCAGCACAAGUGCUGGAUGUGUGCUUGCACAUUGCAUGGGUUUAGGCAAAAGCUUGCAAGUUGUAACUUUGACCCAUACUGUACUUACUAAUGCUAUAUGUCAGGUAAAUCGUGUAAUGGUGGUGUGUCCACUUAGCACGGUCUUAAACUGGGAAAACGAGUUCAGGAUCUGGCUUCCUGGUGACACAUUCACGACUCUGAACGUUUGCGAAUUAGCUAGCAGUAAAACGAGUAAAACGAGAGAAACAAAAAUAAAAAAAUGGCUGAAUAUCGGAGGAGUAUUGAUUUUGGGGUAUGAAAUAUUUCGAAUUCUUACCCAAGAGAAAAAGAAGCUUACUGAGCAGGACGAGGUAUUUCGGCAAGCCUUAGUUGAUCCGGGUCCGGAUGUACUUAUUUGUGAUGAAGGACAUUUAUUGAAAAACGAAGAUGCUGAAAUUUACAAAGCCAUGAAUCAGAUUUGCACUCGACGCCGAAUUAUGCUAACUGGCACACCUCUUCAAAAUAGUCUGUUCGAAUUCUAUACAAUGGUUCAGUUUGUUAAGCCUGGACAACUGGGUACGAAAGCAGAAUUCGGAAAACGUUUUGCAAAGCCGUUGGAAAAAGGACAGGCGGUCGACUCCGCCCCGGAAGAUGUUCGUGUCAUGAAACGGCGAGCUCUUAUUCUUCAUAAGAUGCUUGAAAAUAUUGUUCAGCGUUUUGACAGCAACGUCCUCGCACCCUUUUUACCACCCAAAUAUGAAUAUGUUGUAUCCAUAAGGAUGUCGGAGCUCCAAAUCCGCCUUUACCUUUAUUAUUUGGAAAAUCACACUAAAGGAGGGAGUAUCCAACCCUCCGGAAAUCAAGGUGAAAGUGCUGGAUUGUUCAGCGACUUUCAGCAGCUUGCCCGAGUUUGGACUCAUCCAAAGGCUUUGCUUUUGGCAUGUAAUCGUCCGGAUUCUAGGAACUCAACUCGACAUGCUGUUUCAAAAAUUUCCAGUAGUGGUGAAGGAACGGCGAAAAAAAAUGCCAAAAACGACGAUGACAACGAUUACCUCAUGAGGACCGAGGAACAAAUUUUCGGCGAGGACGUGUGUAUGCAAGAUCCGGUUGACCAAGCUUUAACGUCGUCCAGCAGUCCUUGGUGGUCAGAUUUAAUCUCAGAAAACGAAAUUAACAACAUAAAACACAGUGGAAAAUUUGUUCUGCUGAUGGAUAUUCUUCGGGAGUGCGAGCUGAUUGGUGAUAAAUUAUUGGUCUUCAGCCAGUCGCUCACAAGCCUAGAUCUGAUAGAAGAGUUUCUUGCAAUUGAAGAUUUCAAAAAUCAAAUCAGAAGCACUAACGAAACCAAUGGGAAGGUUGUUGGCGGCACGUGGAAUAUCAAUACUGAUUACUUUCGACUGGAUGGCUCCACGUCUUCCGAACAGCGUCUUAAAUGGUGCCGAGCGUUCAAUGACCCCCAAAAUCCCCGUUCGCGUCUGUUUAUAAUCUCAACUAGAGCUGGCGGUAUAGGCAUAAAUCUGGUGGGAGCCAACCGCGUCAUAAUUUUUGAUGCGUCAUGGAACCCGUCACAUGAUCUGCAAAGUGUCUUCCGGGUUUACCGGUUAGGACAAAAGAAGCCGUGUUACAUUUAUUGCUUCGUAGCUCAGGGAACCAUGGAAGAAAAAAUCUAUUAUCGCCAGGUAGCCAAACUCUCACUAUCAAGGCGUAUUGUUGACGAGGAGCAAAUCGAUCGUUACUUCGGCUCAAACGAUUUGACUGACCUCUAUACAUUUAAUGCCGAUGGCCAGUUUUCGUUACCGGCUUCAAUACAAGAGCGUGAUGACUCUUCUCUUCUUGACGACAACCUGUUGGCUGGAGUCGCAGUUCGACUGAAAGAGUGGGUUGGUGGGUACCAAGCACACGAUUCUUUGCUUCAGAAUCGUCCUGAAGAAUAUCUCGAAGACAGUGAGCAGCAAGCCAUUUGGAAAAUAUUUCAAGUAGAAAAAGAAAAAGAGACUUCGUUGGCGCAAGCAAGCUCGCAAAUAACUCUGUGAUGAAGUUGGUUUUGUUUAGAACUGUCGAGGAGAGGAAAAUUAUUUCGUGGCAACACUGGUAUUAACCCUGUUUGAACCCCUUCCUUUUACCCCAAUGACUACCGGUUUCUGUGUGAAUCAUUAAAGCAUGUUUCUCCGUAGAGAAAUAUGCAAAUUAUUCUUUCCAUUAUUAGUCCCCCUUCCAUGACCUUCCCUUCUAGGAAUUCCCUCGUACGGUUGAAUUGGUUUCUUUUCCUUCAAUGAUGAGGAAUCAGAUGUUUUCUUAGCACGAGUUGGUGGGAUGGUUGGAGCAAAUCUUUUCUUGGCAACUGGGCUACCAUUGAUAACUGGUUUAUGCAUUAUAGUUUUUUUAACUUCUUUUACAGGGGAAAGCUUUCUCUGGAAUUAAAUUUUUUUUUUACUGUGUGAAAGGGUUACAAAUAUUGUGUAAUAACUAUCACCUUCGAUGGCUGCUGAUGUCCACUGCCUGUUGCAAUAUCAGAACCUGUAACAAACGAGUUCAUUUUUUGGAAGCUUGUAGCAUGUGUUAUAAUGUUUUUAACUCUAACGGUUGUAUUUAAUGCCGAAUUUAUAAAGCUUCAAAAAGUCUAAACGAUA